GCUGCCUGAUGCGCGAUAGCGAUCCGUCCCUCAUGUAUCAUUUCUACCGACUUUGAUUUCAUAAAAUCAGAACAAAGCAGCUUUUCUGACGGGAUUGUUUCUGAGGCUACCGUACUAGCAAUCCUUCUCCUCCAAAUGCCCGGCUCUGGUCCAUUCGAGGGGCUCUCUGGGCUCGCUAUCAAUUCAACGAUCUCGCAGGACAACUCUUUUGGCCAGACGGCUGAAGAAGACCACCACCUUGCAUCCUUUGGGAAGAGAAUCGCCUCCAAAACUAAAAAUCGUAAAGACCCCGAAGAAAUAUAUUCCCCUAGCCCUCUACCACCACCACCACCACCAUCACCACCACCACAACGACGACAACGACCACUAAGACCACCACUACCGGUGGGGCCCCCGCCUCGCCUGUCAAAAUUCCUCAAGCCAAGAAAGCCACACAAACCGCCUUCCCGACAUCAAUCUUUACCAGCGCAAGUUUUGGGGGCUCCUCUGAAAUCUCACCACAAUAAAAAGGCAGAAGGGAGUGUCUUGACAGGAACCCCCCACCGUGGACCACCUCUCGAACUGGGAGGAGUGGCUCUCCAUAGCCCCAAUACCCCGGCUAGCACCCCCUCCACAGACAACACGGUAGAGGAGCAGGCCCUUGUGGGUGAUGAGGUGGAUAGCGUAGACAAUGCCCCAAAACAGGAAGAGGAGGAAGAGGAGGAAGAAGAGGGAGAAGAGGAAGAGGAUUCCGAUGAUUCUUAUUCUUCGUACGAUUCUUCACCUCGAAAUUAUGAUCCACGACAUCGCCAUGGCGGGACACCACCUAGAAAGGAACAGAAACCUGAGGACCUGGGGCGUCAAUUUCAGGACAAGAUUCAUUGCGUAAUUUACAGAAUUGAAUGUAUACAUUCGGGCCCGAAGAUGUACUUGGAUGCUCCCAAACGAGUUUACGGAGAUAAUUGGACCAGCCACUACCAUCUGACUGGUACCGUUGUUGUACGAGACCUAGCCACUUUCAUAUCCAGUGCAGGCUCCUUGGCUUACUUAAUACUUCGGGAUGUGGAAUGUGAUGGCAACUUGAGGUGGGAUAUGGCAAAAGCCUCCUCCUUACCAGGAAGGUCUAAACUGUUCUGGAAAGAAAGAAUCGCAAUAAUCGAUGAUGACCUUCGGUCCUGCAUCAACGAUCUGGCAUGUUGCGCCCCCAACAGUACUGCUUAUGAAUCAGGGAUCAUGCGACACACGAGUUCUUCUAUCGAGGAUAACGAUAGAGACUUGUACGAGAUGAGGUUCUUCUACCAUCACCGCCAAGCCCUAAAGGCUAGUCUUGAUUCUACCUCAAGCCUCUUGAAACGGCAAGUAGAGGACUUAUUGGACUUACUUCAGGAGACUCACGGGACAACGUACUCCACAGUAGACCAACAUUUAAGUCAAGGGCUUAUCCACCGGGAUCACCUGGAGUCAUUAUAUUGUCCGAACUCGAUAGUUGUAUCGAGAAACGAGGGGCCACUCUCAGCCUAUGUGUUACGUGCUUGGCCAGUAGGUACUUCCGCUCUUACCUUGGACUGCUGGUAUUGGGGGUAUGAUGGCGAAUUUCUACAUCGAAAGCCCACAACCAAACGCGUUUUGCGUCCUUUAAAGAACGUAGUUCAAAUCCGAGAUCUCGAGUUGUUCCCUCUGGAAUUCGCGACGGAGGAAGAAAAGACCACCCUCGAGCUGAGAGGGCAGAAAUUUUGGUCUCUGAGAUACCAGAACCUUGCCUCUUACGAUGGAUGGGAUUUUAAAAGGGAGCAGCACUAUUCAAAUGAAGCUCGGUGCGUGAUUGACUACAAGACAUACCGAAGAUUUCAUCCCAUGGCAAACAUGUUCAGCUUUUCCGUCGAUUCCCUGGCUCCUUUCGACCGCUGGCCUGAACAUAUUUCGCAUGACACUAUUCUGGACAACAAGCUCCUAAUUCUACUCCCGCCUUUCAUACACGGCUUCUUUCUCAAGGAGAAGAAAUGGGUGACACUAUUAGUCGACAGAGUUGGCUCAGUCACAUGGAAUAAAGACGCAUUCGAGCGUCUCGUACUCCCCAAGAAAACCAAAGACUUAGUCAAAGCCCUCGUCAUGGUCCGUACCUCAAAACUAGGCGAGAAACAAGGAAUGAGUAUUCUUGGGAGGGGGAAGCGAGACGAUCUCAUCGCGGGAAAAGGCAACGGUCUCAUCAUGCUACUCCACGGAAGUCCCGGGACAGGCAAGACACUGACAGCCGAGAGUGUCGCCGAGAUAGCAGAAAUGCCUCUGUACAAUGUGACCUGCGGCGACAUAGGCACGAGCGCCGAUGAAGUCGAGAAAUACCUACAGACGGUUCUAGUUUUGGGAAAGGCGUGGAACUGUGUUCUCCUCCUCGACGAAGCUGAUGUUUUUCUCGAGGAACGGAGUAUGUCUGAUUUGGAGAGGAACAGUUUGGUCUCGGUGUUCCUUCGGACAUUGGAAUAUUACGAUGGCAUCCUAAUCCUCACAAGCAACCGCGUUGGAACUUUCGACGAAGCUUUCAAGUCCCGCAUCCAAGUUGCACUUCACUACCCGAAUCUUGACCGUGUUGCCCGAAAGAAGAUCUGGAAGAACUUCUUCGAUAUGAUGGAAGCGGAUGAGGAGAACGUGAACCUGGAUGAGCUGAACAAACACAUGCAGGAGCUGGCGGAUCAGGAUAUGAAUGGACGGGAGAUCAGAAAUUCGCUCACUACGGCGCGGCAGAUCGCACUUUUUCAGAAUGAUACGCUGUCGUGGGAGCAUGUUGAGCAAGCGAUCACGACAUCAAGGGAUUUCAAGAAGUACCUUGGGGCUGUUCAUAAGCAUACGGAUGACCAGUAUGCUCGUGACAACGAACUGCGAUGAAGUCAUUUACUUUUCAAAACAAUCCAUAGUCUUCCUAAUACCCUGUCCUCUGACAUUGGAGGCACAAUCCACUAUGUUUGUGACAUCAAACUACGACGAGGUGGUCAGACUAAGGGUUGCUUUCCCAGACAAUCGGGGAUUAAGGAAGAGAUAUGAAAAAGAACCCUCAUGGACCGGAUGCGCUUGGAAGAAACAACUUGGGCUAAUUGGGAAUCAUAUGUGGCCAUUAUCAUAUUUUGCCAGGCUUGGCAGUGUUCCGCGUGGUAUCAGUACGUAAUCGAUACUAGAAUGGAUUAUUUAGUGAUACAUAGACUAAUACUAGAUCGAUUCCGGAAUGAUUCCCAAGCGAGUUCAGGCUAAGUACCUUACAUAGUAAAUUUAUAUGAGAGGUACAUAGAGAGGGGGUAGCGAGGGAGGGCAAGGGCGGCCGGGGGGUAAGAAACAAGAUAAGGAAUGC
This is a messenger RNA of Hyaloscypha bicolor E, 3316 nucleotides long. RefSeq lists its product as uncharacterized. The coding region runs from base 136 to 2859 and encodes 907 amino acids. The transcript is spliced from 3 exons. The record is from RefSeq and is a predicted model, not a curated record. NCBI's taxonomy places the organism in Eukaryota, Fungi, Ascomycota, Leotiomycetes, Helotiales, Hyaloscyphaceae. Gene Ontology annotation, molecular function: ATP binding; ATP hydrolysis activity.